AUGGACCCGGCCUCCUCGGUCAGCAUGGCCUUCGCAUCUGCCGAUCAGGCAUGCAAGGAGUGCCGGAGGAGGAAGGCCAAGUGUAACCGGGCCAUUCCAACCUGUAACCUCUGCGUGAAGUACCGGCGUCACUGCCUCUAUGAGAAGCAUGCCCGGACGCCGUUGACGAGGAAGCACCUUACCGAAGUCGAGGAGAGGUUAGAACGGGCCGAGGCGCUCAUCACGCAUAUGCGGACCCUGCUGCCGGCCCAGAGUAGGUCGGGGCCCUCUUUGAGCACGCCAGAUACGGUCGAGCCGCCGGCUGAAAGAAUUAACGAGCCUUUUGAUUUUUCAAGAUUGGACCCUCCGGUACCGACUGGCGAGAACAUAACAUCCUCACUGUCUGUUCCUGCCGAUGAAGGGCUUGGCAUGCUUCCUCAAGCUGACCCGCAGUCUUUACGACAUUCUCACCCUGCUCGAGCACCACCACCGCAAAACACACCUUUGCCGUCAUCGUCGUAUGUCCCAAACAACAACACAACGACACGGCUUUCAAGACCAGCUCCCAAGCACCAUUCAAAUGACGUCUCCCACAGGGACCUCAACCUCCUCGAAGCUAACCCCACAGAUGACUUUGAGUGGGACGAGCAAGAAACUCUCACAAACUACUCAGCCUCGCCCGAAGCAAUCCAAGACACGGACGCCAAUGGCGAAGUGCCUACGGACCCGAUCGCAGAUGGCAUGGCCUCUCUCGCGGUCAGUGAGAAAGAAUCCGGCUACCUCGGCGUCGCAUCCGGCGCCGCCCUCCUCCGUCUCCUGGAACCCUCGACAUCGCGCCGACGGACUCAAUCUUCCUCAUCACGAACGGGGCACAUCAACCACAUGCAAUACGCCCUGACCACACAGCCGGAUCCAAACAGGCACAUCACGGACGCCAUGAUCGACGCCUACUUCCGCCUGUACCACGUCAGCUACCCCAUCAUCCACGAAGCGACGUUCCGCGCGCAGUACGCCGGCGUGAUCCCUCGUCCCAGCGGCGACUGCUGGCUGGUUCUCGCGUACACCGUCGCCGCCAUCGGCGUGUACACGACAGCCACAAACCUUGGCAGCCUCGACGUGUCGCUAUUCGCGCAAGCUCGCUCGAUCUUGUCCUUCAACUUCCUUGAGGUGGGGAACCUGACGCUCGUCCAGGCACUCACCCUCAUCUCCAACUACCAGCAGAAGAGAGACAAGCCAAACUCGGGGUACAACUACCUCGGGCUGGCUGUGCGCAUGGCCAUGGGGUUGGGCCUGCACAAGGAGUUUCAGGGAUGGAACAUCUCGCCUCUCAAUAUGGAGAUUCGGCGUCGCGUGUGGUGGUCGCUCUGCGUCUUUGACGUCGGGGCGACAAUCACAUUCAGUCGGCCCUCGGUAUGGCCGAACGAGGGCAUCGAGGUGUCUCUACCACUAAACGUCGAUGACAAGUCAUUGACCGCAAUAUCCAAAUCCUACCCACCUGAAACAGAAGUAAUAACACCAUACACCGCCGUGCGAACUCAAGCAAGCUUCCACAUGGCCACGAUGCCAAUCUACACAAGGGUAAUCUCAAAGCCACUGCCAUCGCCAGACGAGAUGCUACGCCUAGACCAAGAUCUUCUAGAACCGUGGCUGGCCAGCGUACCCCCUUACUUCUCCGAGACGACAACCGUGCCGCCGAAAUACGCACUCUCUCACGCCGUGAUGAACUGGCGCUAUAGAAACCUGCGCAUAAUAAUGUAUCGCCCCUUCGUCAUCCGCCGCGCCCUACAAGCACGCGACAGACGCCCAGACGACUCUCCCUCCAAUGUACGCGCCUACGAGAAGUGCCUCGCGGACGCAAAGGCCACCAUAUCCAGCAUCAGCGACUUCUGGGAGCGCAACGAACAUAACCGGCUGGGGGCAUGGUACGCGCUAUAUUUUCUCUUCCAAGCAGCCCUGAUCCCCUGCAUCUGCCUCCGCAAUGACCCCAACUCCCCUAACGCCGCAGACUGGCGUCAGCAAGUCACGACCACGACGCGCUGUAUCGCCGCCCUUGCCCCCGUGAACUCCAGCUCGUCGCGUUGCUAUCAGGUCAUCAUCGACCUCUGUGGGCGUUUCUUGGAUAGUGCCGUCGUGACGCGCGCGCUUGCCCCGCCCGCUGCUGAAGAGACGCAGUCGACGCCCGGCUUCGGCGGCGCAGACGCUCUUCAGUCUGCCCCUGAACCCAUUGACGAGAGCCCCCAGACGCAGAUCAACAGCGUGUUCUCCAUGAUGUGGCCCAACGUGCCGCCGAUGGAAGCUGCGGAUGUGGUGAUGGGCGAUGAUGCUUGGAUGGAGUUCCUGAAGGGCGGGGCGAAUGGAGAUGGGGACGGGAUGUGGUUCGAAAACUGA
Colletotrichum truncatum is the source of this 2367-nucleotide messenger RNA. RefSeq names its product C6 transcription factor. Gene Ontology annotation, molecular function: RNA polymerase II cis-regulatory region sequence-specific DNA binding; zinc ion binding; DNA-binding transcription factor activity, RNA polymerase II-specific. Gene Ontology annotation, cellular component: nucleus. The record is from RefSeq and is a predicted model, not a curated record. NCBI's taxonomy places the organism in Eukaryota, Fungi, Ascomycota, Sordariomycetes, Glomerellales, Glomerellaceae. Gene Ontology annotation, biological process: positive regulation of transcription from RNA polymerase II promoter by galactose; DNA-templated transcription.